Molecule: messenger RNA, 450 nt
Organism: Entrophospora sp. SA101
Lineage: Eukaryota; Fungi; Glomeromycota; Glomeromycetes; Entrophosporales; Entrophosporaceae
Source: the annotation of a GenBank genome assembly
AUGACUUUCUUUUUGAAAUCAUUAGAAUGUGGUGGUGGUGAUAAAAACCCGAAUUCCAAAAAGAAACAAAAAACAAUAGUUAGAGCAGCAGGAGGAGAAGUUUGGGAGGAUUCUACAUUGUUAGAAUGGGAUUCUGAUAAUUUUAGAUUAUUUUGCGGAGAUCUUGGUAAUGAGGUAACAGAUGAUAUGCUUUACAAAGCAUUCAGUAAAUAUUUAUCAAUCCAAAAAACCAAAGUGAUUCGAGACAAAAGAACGGGUUUCGCUGGUCGUAGAGAUUUUUUAUUUGUAAAUAACGACAAUAGAAUGUAUGGUGUUUUUUACAGGAAAAGAGAUAGCAGCUGGAAAAUGGCUGAUUUUGGCGCAACCUAUCAUCUGAAAUCUUGCUUGGAUCAAGAUACCCAAGUAGUAUUGGAUGUACUUUUGCUGGAAUAUUUGGCAAAAUAUAACUAA